Messenger RNA from Eucalyptus grandis, 3512 nucleotides. Its product is annotated as zinc finger CCCH domain-containing protein 38. Bases 645 to 3137 code for a protein of 830 amino acids. Lineage: Eukaryota; Viridiplantae; Streptophyta; Magnoliopsida; Myrtales; Myrtaceae. The transcript is spliced from 5 exons. The record is from RefSeq and is a predicted model, not a curated record. Gene Ontology annotation, molecular function: metal ion binding.
UUCAUCUCUUUCCUCUCCCUCCCUUCUUCGCUCCGAAUUGAAGCUGGUAAAAAAAAACCCUAAAUCACUGUCACCUCUCCCGUCUUCAAUCGAAGCUCAAGCUCCUGCUCUCUCGCGAUGGUGCUCUCGAAUUGAUGGGCGGAACGCGCGGCCCGCCCUCUCCCGACUGCGCCCGCGUCGCCUCGGAAGGCGUCACUGCUCCGGUCGAGGCGACUUCCCCACCCGCCGCCGGCGAGACGGCCGCCGACCUUCCCCCCGCCGCGGCGGUGAGCUCGGUCCGUUGAUUCCGCGCGAUUCCGCGCUUGCUUUUCGGGUUUUGAUGUUGUGUUAUGAGCAAGGAGGUAGGUGAAAGUCGGUAACUUGGAGAUACUUCGGACCUCUAUUUGGCUAGUCGGAGGGUUUGCUGGUAUAGGUCGACUGGGCAGUUUAAGUGAUGCGGCCGAAGUAUGGCGCUUUAUAUGUCUAUCUCCAUUCUGACGUGUGCUGACUGGGAAUAGCGUGUUUUGGCGAUAUGGGGUGUUGAUGUGCUUUAUUAUGGAAAGUGCACGGGGUGCUCCUGCAAUUUGCCCUAGUCAUCAGUUUAGUGGCUGGUUAGGUUGAUACUUAGAAUGGCGAUUACAGUGUGUUGAUUAAGAGAAUUUACAAUGAGUGGAAAGCGAAGAAGACACAAUUCUAAGUGGGAUUUGAAAGAAGAGCCUCCGGUUUCCCCGAAAAAGAUGGAUUAUAGGGCUUGGUCUGGGAGAGCUGAUAUGCCAACUUAUGAUAGUAGAAUACAGCCAAGGCGAGGGUCUGCAGAUGCCAGUCAUAUCAAUGGUCAGAGAUGGUCUAGUGUGGAGGACAAGAAUGUGCCGAAGAGACAUGAUUUGGAAUCUUCGUCACGGGAGUUCAUGCUUGCAAAUAGAAGCUUACCCAGAGAUGGCAUUGGUAGCGCAGAUGGUGGUAGAAAGUUGGAUCCUGUGCCGUGGGAUCGAGAUGGAAGUUAUAGCACGAGGAUGUCUCCUGGUCUGGAUGAAUGGAGGAAGAGGAAUCGCAGUCGCUCCCCCAGAAAUAAGUCAGAUAGAUCACCCGGGAGUAGGAGUAGAAAUUGGAGGAUUAGCAUGAGUAGGAGCAGAAGCCCAGUCCAUGGAUCUAGAAAGGACUCUGGUAUAUAUGACAAGACCAGGAGCCGAACUGGUGUUUCAUCGCAGCUAUGCAAGGAAUUUGCUGUUGGUAGGUGCAGGAGAGGCACUGAUUGUCGGUUUUUACAUCAGGGUGAUCAGCAGUACAAUGAUAAUUGGGAAAGUAGGCACAAGAAAAUUGGCAGCACCAGGGAAUAUUCAGAGAGAAACAGAUCUUCUGAGAUAUGUAACAAUUUUCAGAGAGGAACUUGUCGGUGGGGGGCUUCAUGCAGGUACAUUCAUUCUGAUGUUCCUGGUAAGGUGUAUCCCAAGGAAGCGGCUGCAACAGGAGAAAAUGACCAGAGAAAGAGAGACUUGUCCCUUGAACUAGUUGGUGAGGGUGAAUCUCACAGGAGAACGGUGCCAUCUGAUCCAAGGAUCACAGACUGGUCCCUCAACAAUAGAUGGGAGCAUAAGUCUGGUGAAGAGAGGAAAUUAUGGGAUGACCAAACUAAACAUAAUCUGCUUAGUAUUGACCAGAAGCAGUUGCCUCCAUUGGAAUCAUCUGUUAAAUUGGGCAUGCGUGAACCAAGAGCUAGUGAAAUAUUCAUAGGUAACACUAACAUGUCUCCUGACUGGAAUUAUCAGGCUCAGUCUUCAAAUCAGGUGACAGAUGAUAGGAGUAAAGAGACUUAUGCUGCACCAUCUCUAAUUCAUAAUGAACCUCUAGUCGCAAGUCGUCAGCUAGAUCAAAGUUUGAAUGCUUCGGUGCAAAUGUACCAGUUGUCCGCUACACAACGACCAGGAACUGAUGAAUCUUGUCUUCGUAUUGACAACUUCAGGGAAAAUGGAUUGUUAUACAAUAAUAACGACAAUAUCAAUAAAACUGUGGGUUUACUUACUGAUUCAUAUAUUCAUCCUGACACAGUGCAGAAGCAGACUAUUGGCCAGAAUAACCAUAAACCAUGUGCAAUGGUACCUCAAAUGUCAAGUGUUGGGCAGAAUCAGUUGGGGUUUCCAAGUGACCCCAGGAAGGCCGCAAAUAUCAUAAGUUCUCUAAUGAAGCCUCUCUCUGAGGAGGGGAAACCAGCGAAUCACCCUCCUGUUACUGAUGCAAAUACAUUGCAAGUAACCUCUGCUAAUCCUCCAGUUACAGCCAUGGUGAGUGGAGAGCAUCUUAGACAACUUAACGACCUUUCUGCUUCUUUGGCUCAGAUUUUUGAAGCUGGGAAACAGCUUCCACAAAUUUUUACUGCUUUCAACACCCAUCAGGGAGUGGAUAUGACUUCUGUGCAGAGUUUGGCAAGUCUAGGUGAUCAAGCUACGCCUUUUCUUUCUAGUUUAUCCGUUGGAUCUCAGAAACACUAUGAUCCGAUAUCUGAUAGCAUUGAGCCAAAGAAACCUGACAGCAACGAGAAGCAAGUCCAUCUGUCCGAUGUUGUUGCAGAUGACAGUACAAAAGUAACUUCUAGUAGCUUACCUCCACCAUCUGUUGCUGUUGUGCCCAAUGGUACUGUCCUACACAAUGCCAGCAGUUCAGGAGGAUUUCAUGAAAGUCAUCAGACAAGUCUGCUGGAGCCUGCUGAGAGCUCGAAGGUGAAGGAUAGCUCUAAGCUGAGGGAGGAUGGAGAAAAAGAAAAGGUGAGUGAUGAAAGCAAGAAAGGAAAGGGCAAGGACCCACAUGAGGAUGAGCAUUUGGAAAACAGGGAAGGGGGUACUAAGGAUGGUGAGAAUAAAAAGAGUAAAGAACCAAAAGGUCUACGUGCUUUUAAAUUUGCUUUAGUGGAACAUGUGAAGGAGCUUCUGAAGCCAACUUGGAAGGAUGGCCAAAUUGGCAAAGAAGCUUACAAAACUAUUGUCAAGAAAGCGGUUGACAAGGUCACCAGUACCAUGCAAGGGGCAAGUAUUCCCCAAUCUCAGGAAAAAAUCGAUCAUUACCUGUCUUUUGCUCAACCAAAGCUUACCAAACUUGUACAGGCAUAUGUGGAAAAGGAAAAGGAAAAGGAAAAGGAAAAGGAAAAGGCUCGGAAGGCGCCAUGAGUGGAGGACAUGGAACAAACUUGUGCAUCGUUUCUCUUGUUCUGUGCAAUGCAACAAAAUUAUUUUAUCGUUGCUUCUCCAGUCUUUUCGUCAUGUAGUUUUUAAAGAUUACCCGAUUCUCUCUCUCUCAUACUAAUUCGCCUUUUUGCGGGUUUUCAUGAUGUGACUGUAGGUUCUCGCUUAACUUCGAUUCGCCAUCUUGCCCCCCCCCUUUUUUUUUUUUUUAUUAUUGUUCUUUAGUUUAAACAGGUCUGUUGUUAAUUAUUCAAGAGCCAUUGCAAUAUACUACAUUUUUACAUUCGAUGAAUAAUGAUAUAUCAGGCGAUGUACAUGAAAGGAUUUGAGAAGAUAGAGGCGGGGGUCUCGUUUGUCUGC